Molecule: messenger RNA, 2040 nt
Organism: Eimeria mitis
Lineage: Eukaryota; Apicomplexa; Conoidasida; Eucoccidiorida; Eimeriidae
Product: Dynein heavy chain family protein, related
Exons: 9
Coding region: 1-2040 (679 amino acids)
Biological process (GO): microtubule-based movement
Cellular component (GO): dynein complex
Molecular function (GO): dynein light intermediate chain binding; minus-end-directed microtubule motor activity; dynein intermediate chain binding
Source: RefSeq, a predicted model, not a curated record
AUGAUCAUGCGGCAUGACGGAAAGCUCCCUGAAGAAGAGCUUGACUUUUUCUUGAAGGGGAGUAACACGAUUUCCGAAGGGGAAACGAAGCCCGAGGAGUUCAGCUGGAUACCAGACAGUGGAUGGAAUGAUCUGUUUAAGUUAAGCACGGUCAGUCCAGCCUUCCAGGGACUGCGGGAGAACGUCCUCGCCGAGCCCCAGGCGUGGAAGGAGUGGGCAGAAGAUGACUCAGCCGAAAAAGCUGACAUGCCUGGCCAGUGGAGCAGAGUGCUGUCUCCGUUCCAAAAGUUAAUAGUUGUCCGCGUCUUUCGUGUGGAUAGAGUCCACAACGCCAUCAAACAUUUUAUUCAGUGGAGACUAAAUGAGCACUACGUGCAGUCGCCAACGCUGCAAUACUCUAAAAUAUAUGCGCAGUCCUCCGAGCUUUCGCCAAUCCUUCUGAUAUUGUCCCCCGGUGCCAACCCUUUCGCCGCUGUCUCUGCUCUUGCCGAGUCCAUGGGUCUUGCAGAUAUGAAGAAGCCACACAACGGAUUCCGCCUGUGGCUGACUACGCAACCAACACAAGACUUCCCUCUGAGCAUUCUGCAGGCUUCACUUAAGGUGGUGACAGAGCCACCUGACGGCCUACGGGCGAACUUGCAAACAUCUUAUUCCCUAUUCCGCGAAGACGCGUUUGAGCAGUGCGCGCAUCCCGCAUAUCCCACGCUGGUGUACACGUUGAGUUUCUUCCACGCGGUUGUCCAGGAGAGGCGUAAGUACGGCAAAAUUGGGUGGAACGUGCCGUACGACUUCAAUGAGUCCGACUUAUCGAUAUCUCUGAGUCUGGUGAAAAUGUAUUUGAGUAAAUCUUCGCGGGGUCCCGAGGGUCUUCCUGCAGAAGGGGAAGGCAAAUCUGCUGAACUGCAGCCUGGCGCUCCUCCGCCAACAGCUUCAGAUAUUCCGUGGGAAACGCUGAGGUAUUUGAUUGGGGAGGCAAUGUACGGAGGCCGUGUGACAGAUGACUAUGACCGACGAGUGCUUGCAACAUACUUGGAGGAGUAUUUGGGGGAGUUCGUCUUUGACAGCUACCGGCAGUUUUCCUUCAGUAAAGCCCCCAUUAGCUACGCUCUACCCGCGGACAGCUCGAGUGCAGGACACAUUGAAUUCAUAAAGAACAUGCCCUCAAGCAACACCCCUGAGGUAUUUGGGCUUCACACGAACGCAGAAAUCGGGUAUUUCGUCGAGAACGCAAAAAGCAUUUGGCACGGACUUUUGAAGAUCAAUAUUGCGAACUCCUCCGGGAGCAACAGUGACUCCGCAGUGGGCAGCCUUAAAGAAGAAGCUCUGGUCUCAACUAUCUCAGAAAUACUCAGUAAACUACCUGAGAACGGCCUCUAUGUCUCCGCUGGCCCCGAUCCACCAACGCCUACACAGGUUGUCCUUGCUCAGGAGCUUGACCGACUGAAUAUACUGACGGAAACUAUGUCUCAAUCUCUCCGAGAUCUGUCAAGAGCACUUCGAGGAGAUAUCGGCAUGUCAGGAGAUCUUGACGCCCUGGCCUUAUCCCUGCAAGCAGGCUUUUUGCCCGCACAGUGGCGAGCACUUGCACCCCCCAGUUUGAAGCCUCUAGGCUCUUGGCUCUCUCAUUUGAUGAGACGAAUUGAUCAAUACACCAUGUGGAUUACGCAGGCAAGCGAACUCUCCUUUUCCGUGCUCCCUAGUUGCUAUGCACCGGCAGCUGCAGCAACAGCAGGCAUCUGGAAAGCUACCUUGUGCUACAAGGUCGAGCAAGGGGGAGCUCGAUGGGAUAGCUCUCUGGAGCGCUUGGCUCCGCAGAUACCUCGAAAGUUGUCUGAAGAAAUGCCGCUUGUUAAAGUUAUUCCCAUAGAGUCGAGCCGCCUCAACAUUCGCAGCCUAUUGCGCACUCCCGUCUACGCCACAGAAGGCCGCCGCAACGCCAUGGGCGAGGGUUGGGUCUUUGACGCUUGGUUGCCUUAUUCUGAGCAUGCGUCCUUCUGGGUGUUAUCAGGGACUGCUCUCGUGCUACAAACAAGUGACUAG